Durio zibethinus is the source of this 1473-nucleotide messenger RNA. RefSeq names its product L-idonate 5-dehydrogenase-like. Lineage: Eukaryota; Viridiplantae; Streptophyta; Magnoliopsida; Malvales; Malvaceae. The record is from RefSeq and is a predicted model, not a curated record. Gene Ontology annotation, molecular function: zinc ion binding; oxidoreductase activity, acting on the CH-OH group of donors, NAD or NADP as acceptor.
AUAAAAAAGAUAUGGGCGGCUGUUUCAAGGAUAAGGUAGUUUGGAGCGUGUCAACUGAGAGAGAGAGAGAGAGUGGAGAAAAAUAAAUCAGAGAUGGCACAUGUUGGUGAAAUUCAGGUCGACGAAGAUGAUGGGGAGAAUAAUAUGGCAGCUUGGCUGCUUGGGAUCAAAACCCUCAAAAUUCAACCUUACCAUCUUCCUCCUCUCGCAAUCGAAUGGACAAUUGAAUUAAUACUCAGUUAUGUUGUGGAGCAAUUAUCUGUCGUCUUAGGUCCUCAUGAUGUGAAAGUGGGCAUAAAAGCUCUUGGCAUUUGCGGAAGUGACGUUCACCAUUUCAAGACAAUGAGGUGUGCAAAUUUUAUUGUUAAAAAACCAAUGGUUAUUGGACAUGAGUGUGCUGGGAUCAUAGAAGAAGUAGGAAGCGAAGUGAAAUCCUUGGCAGUAGGAGAUCGCGUGGCAUUGGAGCCUGGCAUUAGUUGCCAGAGAUGCAAUCUCUGCAGAGAUGGCCGCUACAAUCUUUGUCCAGAAAUGAAGUUCUUUGGAUCUCCUCCAACUAAUGGCUCUCUUGCCAAUAAGGUGGUACAUCCUGCAAAUCUAUGUUUUAAACUACCUGAAAAUGUGAGCCUGGAAGAGGGAGCAAUGUGUGAACCCCUCAGUGUUGGAGUCCAUGCCUGUCGCCGGGCAGAAGUAGGUCCUGAAACAAAUGUGUUGAUCAUGGGAGCAGGUCCCAUAGGCCUUGUUACCUUAUUGGCUGCUCGUGCAUUUGGAAGCCCCAGAAUUGUCAUUGUUGAUGUUGAUGAUUGCCGUCUAUCUAUUGCAAAGAAUCUGGGUGCAGAUGAGAUUGUUCAAGUUUCAACAAAUAUUCAGGAUAUGGGUGAAGAAGUGGCGAAGAUACAAAAUGCUAUGGCUUCAAAGAUUGAUGUGAGUUUUGAUUGUGUUGGUUUCAACAAAACCAUGUCUACAGCUUUGAAUGCCACAGGAACAGGUGGAAAAGUUUGCCUUAUUGGAUUGGCGCAGAGCGAAAUGACCAUCCCGCUCACUAUGGCAGCUGUGAGGGAGGUUGAUGUAAUUGGCAUAUUCCGGUACAGAAAUACCUGGCCACUCUGCAUUGAAUUCUUGAGGACCGGAAAGAUUGAUGUGAAACCCCUCAUAACUCAUAGGUUUGGAUUCUCUCAAAAGGGUAUAGAAGAUGCUUUUCAAACCAGUGCUGCUGGUGGCAAUGCCAUUAAAGUCAUGUUUAAUCUGUAAUCCAUCCUUAGUCAAAAGAGAAUGGGAAUUAUCUGCAUAUAAUAUAGCGUAAAAGAUGUGAAAUGGUCAAUUCUUCUGUUGAGCCAGUGCCAUGAUUAUUUCUGAAUCUCAGUCUAGUUGCUUCUCGAAAUGGCUUUGUUAAUAUACUCUCAAGAAAUAAUGUGUUCUUUCGUUUGGCAUUAAUUUCGCAGUAUAAUAAAGGAGGAUAGCAUAUAGAAGCUUAAC